AAAAAAACAAAAGAAAACCUCCAGAACGACCAGCCAUGCCUCCACGUCUCCGGCGACACCACCCUCACUGGCCGGCGGUGUGAUCAGAAGGAGGAGGAGCAGGAGGAGGAGGAGGAGAUGAUCUCCGCCUCGAGCCUCGACCGCGUGGUCGAGGCGAUGGCCCCACUCUACGCCGCCAUGACCCUGGGCUACGGCGCCGUCCGGUGGUGGCACGCCCUCACCCCCGACCAAUGCACCGGCAUCAACCGCUUCGUCUCCGUCUUCGCCAUCCCCCUCCUCACCUUCCACCUCCUCUCCUCCAACGACCCCUACGCCAUGAACCCCCGCUUCCUUGCCGCCGACUCCUGUCAAAAGCUUCUCCUCCUCACCAUCCUCUUCAUCUGGGCCCGCCUCCGCCCCCGCUCCGCCACCGGCGCCUCCUCCUCCUCCCUCCCCUGGGUCAUCACCAUCUUCUCCCUCGCCACGCUCCCUAACACCGUCGUCAUGGGAAUCCCCCUCCUCCGCGGCAUGUAUGGACCUCAGACUGAUGCUUUAAUGGUUCAGAUCGUCGUCCUCCAAGCCGCCGUAUGGUAUAAUCUUGUCAUCUUCUUGUACGAGUACAUGGCUGCCCGCUGCGCUGCGACGGAAGGAUGCCAACCGGAUGGUUCGGUUCCGACGUUGCGGCCGAUGUCGGAGAAAGAGGCUGCUGUUGCUGCCUUCAAUGGGCACCUGGUGGAAGAGGGAGAGGGGGAGGCGAUCAAGCUACCACCAUCGCCGCCGUCGAUGUGGGUUAUUCUUACAGUGGCUGGGAGGAAGCUUUGCAGGAUCCCAAACACUCAUGCCAGCUUUUUUGGCCUCAUCUGGUCUUUUAUCGCUUUCGGGUUUGGAAUCAAAAUGCCUAAAAUUAUUGAUGACUCGGUAACCAUAAUAUCUGGCACAGCCAUUGGACUUAGCAUGUUCAACAUCGGUACAUUUAUGGCUAAACAGACAAGACUUAUAUCAUGUGGCUAUUCUGUUGCAGCCUUUGCCAUGGUUAUCAAAUUCUUUGUUGGCCCUUCCAUCAUGAUUGUAACUUCACUUGCUUUUGGACUACAAGAUCUGCUUCUACGAGUAGCUAUUAUCCAGAUGUAA
This is a messenger RNA of Elaeis guineensis (African oil palm), 1110 nucleotides long. The record is from RefSeq and is a predicted model, not a curated record. NCBI's taxonomy places the organism in Eukaryota, Viridiplantae, Streptophyta, Magnoliopsida, Arecales, Arecaceae.